This is a messenger RNA of Podarcis lilfordi (Lilford's wall lizard), 4571 nucleotides long. The record is from the annotation of a GenBank genome assembly. NCBI's taxonomy places the organism in Eukaryota, Metazoa, Chordata, Lepidosauria, Squamata, Lacertidae.
AUUUCUAUUCAUUCGCAUUUUCUCGCCGCCUCAGGAGAAGACGGAGCUGCAGAAAAGGAUAAGUACCGCUCCGAAAACCAUCGCGCGCGCUCCCUUCACAUAUUUCUAUUUAGGGAACGCGCGCGGGAAGAGGAGAAACGGGGCGGGGGUGGUGCGGGAGAGGAACUGAAAAUCUGACAGAAGACAAUGAACCCCGCGCUUGAGGCAGCUGAGGGAGGACCCAGCGGCGCGUUCGGAAACGUUCCGAGGUGGCGGCGGCCGUUUGUCCCAACCCGCCACCCGUAGCCAGCAGGGCUGUUCCCGCCAAAAAUUCUGAGAGGAGAGAGAGGGGAUUCCCCCCGCCCCGCGGCCUCGCGCCUGAGGAGAAAGGGGCGGGGCUGAUCCCCAACCCUCGAGGCCUUGCUGUCCCGAGGCGAAUGUGUGGGCGGAGCUAGUGCCGCUUCCCGCCCCUUAGAAGGCUGGAGGAGACGUCACUGCAGCCCCUAAAGGGGAGGAGCCAGAGCAUUGGGACCACCAAUCCCAGAGGGAGGGAGGACCCAGGACUAUCGCCACCAAAGAGGGAGGAGCCAUUAGGGUCAUUGUGGGGGCUAUUUGCCUGAGAAGUCUUUGGAGCCGCCCCUUAAAAGGGAGAAGCCCUUUCAUUGGACCACCUCCUGAAAGAGGGCAGUGCUGAGGAAGCUGCCCCAGGGGAAGUGGUGUUUGCCCCGCCCCUUAGCUGCCACCACGUUUCUUCCUGCUGCCAUGAAGCUCCUCCGCCUGCUGUGCCGCCACAAGACGGCUCUGGGACUCGGCGGCCUGUCUCUCUUUGGCGUGGUGCUCCUCUACUUGGCCAAGUGCACCUCAGAAGGCCUCAAGCCCUCCCACGGCUGGGGGCUGCCUCAGCAACAGUCUCCCGCCCGGACCGGGGGUGUGAGUGGGCCUCACCCUCCAGCAGCCGCCCCACCUCCUCCUCCCGAGGAGAGCGCCUUCCUGGCUGUGUUGGUGGCCAGCGGCCCCAAAUACACAGAGCGGCGUAGCAUCAUCCGCAGCACAUGGCUCUCGGUGGCCGGCCGGGUCCCCACCGGAGAUGUCUGGUUCCGUUUUGUGGUGGGCACCGGAGGCCUGACCGGGGAGGAGCUCCACACCUUGGAGCUGGAACAGAGCCACCAUCAGGAUCUUCUCCUCCUUCCUGACCUCCGAGACUCCUACGAGAACCUGACCGCCAAGGUCCUGGCUAUGUUUGUGUGGCUCGACCAGCACCUGGACUUCCGCUUUGUCCUCAAAGCUGAUGACGACACAUUUGUGCGCUUGGAUGUGCUGGUGGAGGAGCUGAGGGCCAAGGAGCCACGCCGCCUCUACUGGGGCUUCUUCUCUGGGCGCGCCCGUGUGAAAUCUGGCGGGAAAUGGAAAGAGAACACCUGGCUCCUUUGUGACUACUACCUGCCCUAUGCUCUGGGCGGGGGCUACGUGGUUUCAGCUGACCUGGUGCACUACUUGCGCCUCACGCAAGACUAUCUCAACAUAUGGCAAGCUGAAGACGUAUCCCUGGGUGCCUGGCUUGCUCCGGUGGAUGUGAAGAGGGUUCACGACUCUCGUUUCGACACGGAGUAUAAAUCGCGGGGCUGCAACAAUAAAUACAUUGUGACUCAUAAACAGAGCAUUGAGGACAUGUUGGAGAAGCAUCAGACUCUAGCCAAAGAAGGGAAGCUCUGUAAAGAAGAGAUUAAACUCCGACUGUCAUACACGUAUGACUGGAGUGUGCCUCCUUCACAGUGCUGCCAGAGGAAAGAUGGUAUACCUUGAAAACUGUGAGGAAAGACAGUAUACCUUGGCAACUGUGCAAAUAAGAGGGGAAGGGAACACAACCAGGCGGGAGGAAAUUGGUGGUGGUGGAUGUGUGUCGCACUGAAAUCAUUCCUCCUCCGGCCGGAACUUUUAAAUUAUUCCAAGAUUUUCCACAGUAUGUCAGGCCAUAUUGCAUCACCCUUGCCAGUGUGGCAUAUGAAGGAUAUAGGGGAAGAGCAUGGAACAAACCGGGAUCUAGGAAAAUAGUACCUGAAAGGCAGGAAUUGGCAAAAGGAACAAUUUUUAUGUACUGUGGGACAAAAAAAUGAAGGAUUUUAAAGGCUCUUUAAGCUACGGUACUGUUAGACACAGAGCUGUGGUUUGUUUCCUUUCUUUGAAAGGAUAAGUGGAUGUUGGCCAAGGAUUCUGACAAGUUUAAAGUGAAAUAAUAACAGAAGGGUAACUUGGUCCCCAGCACCAGUGGAAGAGAUUACUAGUGUGCUCCAUAAUGCUGUUUCUAAACAGAAGGGGCUGCUUUUGUCAUUGACAAGCCUUUGCAUUGGCUAUGGUGUAUUAGAGGUAGAUGUCCAGUCUAGCAGGAAAUGUUCUGACCUUUAAACAUUUUUUUUAUAAGUGGAUGGCUUGUAUAACUUCUAUCCCUGGAGAGAAAUCCCUCAGAUCCCUUUCUAUGUCAAGAGAAGGAGAAACCUUUGAAAAUCAUUAAUCCUACUCAGAGUAGACUCAGUGAAGUUAAUUAACCUGGUUCAGUAAUUUCAGUGGGUGUUCUCCAACUUGUAUCCAACUAAGUUAUACUCAACGAUAGACCCAUUGAAAAUAAUGUGCCAAGUUACUCAUGUCCAAUAUUUUCAAUGGACCAUUACUUUGAGAAGGAACAUUUGAUGCAACUCUUUAGCUAUAUUUGGAAGAGAAGAUUAUUAGAAGGAAUCCACAAUGACAGCCUGGUCUUGAUUGAAAAUCAUGCAGCAGUUGCUUCCAAUGUAGUGUUACUAGUUUCUGGAAUUAAAUGCUUCUAGAAUUGUUGAGUUGUAUCCAACAUUAGUCCUACCUGAAGUAGACCCAUCAAAAUUAACCAGUAUGAUAAGCUUAGGCCCCUUUAUUUCAAUGGGUCAACUCGUGAGUAGGAUUCAGUUGGAUACAACCCAUUGUAUUGUAGCCAACAAUAGUCCUGCACAGAGUAGACGCAUUAAUUUUUUUUUACCUUCGUUAGUCAUAUUCAUUGGGUCUACUUUGAGUAUGACGAAUGUUGAAUACAGCCUAUUACAAUUAUUAUCCAUAUCAAUUAUAUUAUUUGUCAAGAAACGGAAUAUGCAACUCUGUGAGCCAAUUAGCAUACAGUGGGGUGACUUGGCUUUGUACAGCUACCUUCCUUGAACCAAUCCCUCUUUGCCUAGGCAAUGAACUGCUCCAGAGUUAAGGGGUUGAGAAUUGUAAAGAAAGUUGGGAUUUUCAACUGGUAUGUUGCUUUCCCUUAAACCAGCUUUCUCGGGGUCUACCAGUGGGUUAUUUCCUUGAGUGGGUCUUAACCCUCCAAUCAAUUAUUCCUGAGUAAUAUUCUGGGAUGUCACCAGGACAGCCAUCAAAUUCUCCGUUUUGUGGGGCUGAGUGCUCUCUGUAGUUUAUUUCCAAAGCAGUAAGACUCCUGUACUAAAAAACAAAUAAGUAAAUUUAGAGCCAGAAAAAAACCUUGCAGGCAGAUGUAAACAUAUUUAAUUGCCUUGCUUUCAGGGAUUCUUUGCACAACAUGAGACUUAGAGGUGGAGAGAAUGGGUUGCGACAGCUUUGGAGGUGUGUCAAACAAGAGAGUAAGGAGCAGGUUGGAGAUGGAGUUAUCUCAUCCACUCCUUUUCCAUAAUCUGAACCCUACAUUUCCUAUACAUGUUUAAAUAGCAUUUCCCCAAGGAGUCUUGAAAGUACUAAUAAGGGGAAAAUCUGAGGUAUCCAUCCUUUGUAGACCCUCUGGACAGAGAUGUCGUCCAGGAUGCUUAGAUUAGGCCUGGAAAAUCUGUGACCCUCCAAAUGUUGAUGGGCUGUGUCCAGCAUCAUCCCUGACCAUUGGCCAUAUUGGCUAGGGCUGAUGGGAGUUGGGAGUCCAACAACUGCUGGAGGGCCACAGGUUCCCCAGCCCUGGUGUUGGUCUUCAAAGAAGAAAACUAUAUGACCCCACCUUGUUCUGAAGUCUGACCUAUAUGAACUGAGCUGAACCGAGUCCACCUGCCUUGAAAUUGCUUCCUGCCUUGGUUUUUUCCUGUUCUGGAAAGGUGCAAAAAGAUGUUAUUUUUGAAUUCCUGGUGGUCCAACAUACAUGGGUGCCAGACUCUGUUCUGUGUCUCGCCAGGCACGCAGGUUUUCUCUUCUGAUGCUGACUUCAGGAAAAGUCAGGAAUAUUUGUCUUCUUUACUCAGAGGGAAGUUGGUAUAUUGUACGUAAUAUUAUGUGUUUACAAUGGUGAUAAUUUAUUUAUAAAUAUUGUAAAUGUUCUGUGUAUAGUUACAGAGGCUCGGAAACAGCCGCGUGUCAACGGUAAUUUUAAAUUAUUUAAAAGGAGCGUGUCGGCGCUCGUGUAACUAUUAUUGAAAUGCCUUUUUCCUGCCGUACAGCUUAUUAUUUAAACUCUCCUGGGACUUUUAAUCCCAAGCCCUUUCUUGCAUGUGUCUCGAGAGCUUGUAAGAACGAUGUACCAAUCACUCCUUUUAGCUGAAAUAGCAAUGCUUCUGAAAAAACGUUUGUGUGUUCUCGUUUCCAUUUUUUUUUUAAUAAAGAAAAGAGUCCUCUUUCCCCUUUCCCAU